ACAUUCACGUUCAUAUGUCAUCACGUGACGAAACACGAAUGUACAUAAGAAGCGGUUCACAGUGGCAACGAACUCUCAAAAGCUCUCAAGACCAUCAUCAACCACCAUGGCCACGCUUCACUGCAAUUCACUCACUCUUAAUAAACCGUUUUAUCAACAAUCCUCAAGAACAAGACCACCCUUCUUGUACCCCGUUUUCUCAUCCAAUCGUUUUGUACCAAAUAUUGGAUCCUCUACCUCUAGGUCAUUCAAGACCUCAACUUCUUUCAGGUGGAGUGGGACUGUUUCUGCUGUUGUUUCAGAGGGGAGCGCCGUUGGGGCGAGUUUUUCUGCGACUGAGGUCUUCAAACUGACAUAUUUGGAGGGAAAUAGUUGGCUGUGGAAUGUUGGUGGGGCUAACAUAUUGGUUGAUCCAAUUUUGGUUGGUAACUUGGAUUUUGGAAUUCCUUGGCUAUAUGAUGCUGCUAAGAAAGUGUUAAAGAAGUUCCAGCUCAGUGAUCUUCCUGAAAUCGAUUGCCUACUCAUUACACAAAGCCUUGAUGAUCAUUGCCAUUUGAAGACCUUGAACCCUUUCUCUCAGAAAUUCCCAAAUGUUAGAGUUAUAGCAACUCCUAACGCCAAAACUUUGCUUGAUCCUCUGUUCAACAAUGUUACAUAUGUUGAACCUGGAGAGAGCUCUGUUAUUGAAUCAAAGAAUGGUUCCAACAUCUGCAUUAAGGCUACAGCAGGACCAGUUCUUGGACCUCCUUGGCAACGCCCUGAGAACGGGUAUAUUGUUAGAUCUCCACAGGGGCAAUUGUCUCUUUACUAUGAACCUCACUGUGUGUACAAUCAAAAUCUGGUUGAGAAGGAAAAGGUAGAUAUCGUGAUCACGCCGGUGAUAAAGCAGCUUUUGCCGAAUUUCACCCUGGUUUCAGGACAAGAAGAUGCUGUGAAACUUGCUAAGCUGCUGCAAGCCAGGUUCAUUGUGCCAAUGAAAAAUGGAGACCUAGAUAGCAAAGGAGUACUAGCAAGCUUAGUUCAGUCUGAAGGAACAAUAGAAUCAUUUAAGGAUCUUUUAUCAAGAGAGUUACCAGAUGCAAAGUUUAUAGAGCCUGCCAUUGGCGUUCCACUAGAAAUUUCAGCAAACUAAAGAUACAAUGUAACAACGUAACGUAAUGAAUUCACUAUUUCACAAUAUAGUCUAUGGAGAUUUUUAUUUACAAUGAAACAUUAAUAAAAAAAAUGAUUAAUUUUCAUUCUUGGUCAGAGUA
Messenger RNA from Arachis ipaensis, 1253 nucleotides. RefSeq names its product Metallo-hydrolase/oxidoreductase superfamily protein. Lineage: Eukaryota; Viridiplantae; Streptophyta; Magnoliopsida; Fabales; Fabaceae. The record is from RefSeq and is a predicted model, not a curated record.